Messenger RNA from Notolabrus celidotus (New Zealand spotty), 2112 nucleotides. RefSeq lists its product as uncharacterized. The record is from RefSeq and is a predicted model, not a curated record. NCBI's taxonomy places the organism in Eukaryota, Metazoa, Chordata, Actinopteri, Labriformes, Labridae.
AUGGAGAGGAGGACGGAGGAGACAAGGGCGGAGGAGACAAAGGAGGGCGAAGAAGCAGAUGAGCAGGAGCUAGAGCUCACCUGUUAUGUUGGAGUGUUAGAGGAAGAUAAAAGAUGGAUCAGGGGGAAACUGUCAGCUGCCCAGCUUCAUAUGGCGGGCUGGGUGGGCAGCAUGCGACAUUCCUUGCAAGGAGCUCUGGAGCUGGUGUGGGGCGCUGCUAGAGAUAAAGAGGAGGAUGAAGAGGAGGAUAAAGAUGAGACGGAGGAGGAAGGAGGUAGAGAUCAAGGAGAAGGAGAAGGAGAAGGACGGUUUCAGAGAGCCGUGUCACCGCUUCGUAGCUUCGCCAGACGUAGCAGGAGAUCCCUGCGUCGCUUCUCCGUCAGAAGUCGGGAGACUCUGCAGAGGAGGGCCACUGACACCUGCUCUGCACAGGUUAACAGUUAUGGCACAGCAGAUGAGGACAAAGACACUGAUGCUUUGAUUGACCAUGAACCCAUCCAGCAGGAUGAGGCCUGUGAGCAGCCGUCUGAAACUUACAGUCCACAGCUCAUUCAUGAAGAAGAAGAAGAAGAAGAAGAAGAAGAAGAGCCUGAAGUCGCCCCUGAAGACACUGAUACCACUAAUGUUCACCAAGAAGAAGAGCCAGCUCCAUUCCCUGAGAGCUCCGUUCCUCUCCUCGACUCCCGCCUGCAGAGAUCGAAGGCUGACCUGAGCAAGAGGAGAAUUCGAUCACGUCCGUCACGAGUGUUCCGUGCAGGUUUAUCCACAGCAGAAAGCCCAGACUGGAGGACCCGUGACUGCACAGAUGAAAAGGAGACAAAGCGAAAGGAUCCAGACUCAGAGGAGGAGCAGCCCAUCAAGAAAGUCAGCACUUCUUCUCCCGCCACUCAGAGAGUGCCCAUGUUCCCUGGUUUAAGCCCUUCAGCCCUAUUAGCUCAGCUAAAAAGGAGAACGGGAGGAGGAGGAACUGGGGGAGGAGAAGAAACAGAGAAAGAUAAGGGAAGACAAGAGAUGGAAAUCCAAAAAGAGGAAGAGGCAGCACCAUCUCCCUCACUGCUGUCCCGCUCUCCUCGCACUGCCUCUCAACUUGCGGGGGCUGCUCGAGUGCUGCCACCCUUAGGCGGCGUGGACAAAGGGGUCGUCGCCUCUCCUGCCUGGCUGAAGGAACUCAAGUCUAAGAAGCGUGUGAGUCAGCAUGAAGGGGAGGCAUAGCCAGUGACAGGAGACACUGUCUGGACUGCUGCUGACAGAGACACUGCCAUGAUUGCUCCAUUUUGCACUCUGAGUGCCUUAUUUUGGACCUUUACUGAGAUACACAGGAGGGAAAAAUCAGACUUUUGCUGAAGAGGCCAUCAAGAACUUUUCUAUCUUGUUGAUGAGAUAAUUGUGCCAAGACUGUGAUGUUUUUAAUGCCAAGUUCAAUUUUUGUAUCUUCUGUUGUACAAAUGCUCAAUGGAGGGGUAAAAUACCAAUGUAAUUAGAGCAGAGCAAUGGAUUGUGGUAUUGUAUGAAUGUACAAAUCCAUCAUAUACAGACAGGGACUAAUGACACUAGGCCUUCAGCAAUACUAACAUCACACAUAAAAUAACAUGUACAUAUUUCACUGAAUAUGAAUAAUGCAUUGCACCUUUGUGUACUUGUAAUUGUACAAAAUGUUAUAACAUUAUCUUUCUAAUCACCGAACAUCCCAAGUAAACCUCGAAGCACUUUAAGAAAUGUAUAGUAUAUGACCGUCCAUACAGUACGUCUAAACAAUAGAAUCAAGUGCCUAACUGUUGUAACAGAAUCAAGGGAAUUUCUCCUCUUAAACCUUUAAUAUCUGUCUCUGCAAAACUUCAAGAUGCACUUCCUGGUUUAUAAAAACACCCAGUAGCAGAGCAUCAACAGUGAGGUGGGAGGACACUUUUGGGCAUGCUGUAACACAUGCAGGAAGUGUGUUUUGAAGAAUGUUUCACCAAGCAAAAUGUUUUAAUCUGCUCUAGACUCUUUUAUGUGACUUUUUUACGGUAAAGAAUGCCAUAUCAAUAAUGCUGUAAUCAUUUAUGAUCAAUAUACUGUAUGACAAGAGGAAAUUGAGGGAAUUUUAUUAAACUUUUUUUCUAUGAAAUGCAA